Achroia grisella is the source of this 2154-nucleotide messenger RNA. Its product is annotated as ionotropic receptor 75a-like. The transcript has 12 exons. The coding region runs from base 16 to 1953 and encodes 645 amino acids. The record is from RefSeq and is a predicted model, not a curated record. Gene Ontology annotation, cellular component: membrane. Gene Ontology annotation, molecular function: ligand-gated monoatomic ion channel activity. Lineage: Eukaryota; Metazoa; Arthropoda; Insecta; Lepidoptera; Pyralidae.
AACAAUGUUAAUUAUAUGUUAAUAUCAUUUUUAAAACUUGACGAUAGGCCGACGUCAUUGUUAAUACCUAAUCUAUGUUGGCCCAGAUAUAAAAUAAUAUCAAUGGCAAGAUUAAUGGGAGAGAAUAGCAUCAGCGUCGCUUACUCACUGCAGGCAAAUAGAACAGAGUAUUUUCUGCAGCAUAUCAUCGUGUUUGUUGACUUGGAAUGUCCUAAUUCUGAUGAAUUUUUAUUGAAGGCUAGUGAAGAGAACUACUUGAAAUCACCAUAUAGAUGGUUGUUGCUGGCACCUGAGAAUUCUAGUAGAAAAAACGAAGUUUUAGACAAUAUGGAAAUACUGGUUGAUAGUGAUGUGGUGGUCGCUAGUAAAACAGAUGAAGAAUUCAUAUUUACUGAAGUUUACAAGAUAUCUAAAGAUAGCGAAAUAAUUUAUACGACUCGAGCAAUAUGGCGUCCUGUGAAUUAUAAAUAUAAAAUAUAUAACAAUACAAACUUAAAUGAUGUUAAUUUUGCUAUAUCUGAAAGCAGUCGCAAGAAUGUAGGACAUAAAAUAAUAAUAGAUAAUAAAUACGGUGUAAUAGAAGACUACAGAAGAUCAACAUCACUGUUUAUUAGACGAAAAGAUUUGAGAGGACAUAUUCUUACAAUGUCGAAUGUAAUAAUAGACAAUAAUCAAACUAAAGAACACUUGAAUGACAGACUGUUUCUUGAUCAAGAUUUAGUAACGAAAGUAUCGUACGCUGUUGUGAAGAUAUGUUUUCAGUCGCUUAACGCUACUGAAAAAGUUUUAUUUACCUCCACUUGGGGAUAUAAAGACAAAAAUGGAAGUUAUAACGGACUCAUAGAACAGCUAAUAAAGAAAGAGGCGGAUUUAGGUACCAUAGCAUUCUUCAAUAAGCAACGGUUAGACGUCAUCGACUACAUAGCGAUGGUGUUAUCCACUGGCGUCAGGUUCGUGUUCAGGGACCCACCACUCCCGUAUAUUUCCAAUAUCUUCACGCUGCCCUUCACCAGAGACGUGUGGCUGGCCAUUUUUGUUUGUAUUUUGGGGUGUGCCUUGUUUCUAUAUAUCACAUCCAAAUGGGAAGCCACUAUGUCCACGGAUCAUUACCAAAUGGACGUCCUCAUACUAAUCAUAGGAGCUGUCUUACAACAAGGAUCCACUCUUGAACCACGAUAUGCGCCUGGUAGAACUGUGACUCUGCUACUCUUCCUAGCGCUAACAAUCCUGUACGCUGCGUACUCAGCCAACAUUGUAGUACUACUAAGAGCUCCCAGUUCCUCAGUGAGGAGUUUAUCUGACCUUCUGAAUUCACCUCUUAAAGUCGGAGCUAGUGAUAUGGUAUAUAAUAGACAUUACAUGAAACAAGUGAAUGACCCAAUAAGGAAAGGUAUAUACGAUACCAAGUUUGCACCCAAAGGGAAAGCACCAAAUUAUUUUGAUAUGAAGGAUGGAGUAGAGAAAAUUAGACAGGGUUUCUUCGCAUUCCACAUGCCACUAAACCAAGGAUAUCGCCUGAUACAAAAAACAUAUCAGGAGAAUGAGAAGUGUGAUCUGGUGGAGAUAGACUACAUCAACGAGGUCGAACCCUGGUUGCCGGGCCAGAGAAGGUCUCCUUUCAAGGACUUAUUUAAAAUUACCUUUCUGAAAAUUCGCGAAACGGGAAUCCAAGCGAACAAUCGUCACCGGCUGACGGUUCCUCGGCCGCGCUGUUCAGGCUCCGUGGCCACAUUCAGCAGUGUUGGCAUUACUGACAUGUACCCGGCCAUGAUGGCCACGUUCUACGGCAUGCUGAUGGCGCCAGCGGUGCUGCUCCUGGAAAUUGCAUACUACAGACUAAUGAAAAUAAGACAGCGUAGACAGCAUAAAUCGAUAAAAUCUAAAAAGACACAUUCAGGACUUGAAUCGGUCGCCACCUCGGCCGGUAUAUCUGUCGGAGAAGACCAUUCCUAGAUAACGGAGAUCAUUGCCUUGCCUUUAUCCUAUUAUUUAGGUUCAGCGCUUAGGAAGACAUAAAUAUAAUAAAAGUAUCAAAUAUAGAAGUAGAAAAACAACUUGACUUUUAAACAUUUCGGUUGCCACCAUGAUAAUAAAAGAUAUAUAUUACUGAGAUUUUGUAAAAAUACAUUGCGUUUCACCUCAUUUCAGCCUCCA